Geodia barretti is the source of this 711-nucleotide messenger RNA. The record is from the annotation of a GenBank genome assembly. Lineage: Eukaryota; Metazoa; Porifera; Demospongiae; Tetractinellida; Geodiidae.
CUGCUGCUCUUCGCCACCAACGGGCGCUUCUACACGCUCGCGGCGGAUCGCCUCCCCGGCGGGCGCGGCUUCGGCGAGCCCGUGCGCCUCAUGGUGGACCUCGGCAACGAUCACGAGCCGGUCGCGCUCUUCGUUCACCGUCCCGGCCGGCUGUUGCUGGUGGCGGCGAGCGACGGGCGCGGCUUCUUCGUCUCCGAGGACGAUGCCGUCGCCCAGACCCGCACCGGGCGGCAGGUGCUCAACGUGGCGCAGGGAGCGGAGGCCGCGGUCUGUGUCGAGGCGGCCGGCGAUACGGUCGCGGUCGUCGGCAGCAACCGGCGCCUGCUGCUCUUCCCCGCCGCUGAGGUGCCGACCAUGGCGCGGGGCCGCGGCGUGAUCUUGCAGCGCUUCCGCGAUGCCGCGCUCUCGGACGCGCAGGUCUUCGACGGUGCCGAAGGACUGCGCUGGCGCUCCGGCGCCGGCGUGCGCACAGAGACCGCGCUCGACCAAUGGCGCGGCAAGCGCGGCCAGGCCGGGCGUGCGGCGCCGCGCGGAUUUCCCGGCCGCCAACCGCUUUCUCUGACGGUUCGGAAGCAGGCCGUUGUGCCGACGUGUCAAAACGCCGCGUUGGCGCCCACCAGGAAGACAUCGGCAUGCGCACUCCCUAUGGUCAGGAAGAGCGCUGCCGCAAGACCGACGCACAACGCAACAAGCAAGAGCCCGAGGCCGUAG